This is a messenger RNA of Talaromyces rugulosus, 1596 nucleotides long. RefSeq lists its product as uncharacterized. NCBI's taxonomy places the organism in Eukaryota, Fungi, Ascomycota, Eurotiomycetes, Eurotiales, Trichocomaceae. The record is from RefSeq and is a predicted model, not a curated record. Gene Ontology annotation, molecular function: protein serine/threonine phosphatase activity. The transcript has 2 exons. The coding region runs from base 1 to 1596 and encodes 531 amino acids.
AUGAACUCCCUCAAUUUCCUUUCCUCGCGGGUGAUCGGGCAGACCUCGGGCUCUCCUCUUCGCAAUCGCUCCCAUUCGCAAAGCGAUCUCUCCCAGGCCAACAACAACGUGCGAAAGGACCUGGCCAAAUCUCGUUCGUAUAGCGAGCAGCAAUUGCACCGCAAUUUCCCCCACGACGAUGACGACGAAAAGGAGCAGGACGACGACCACCUGGCAUCCGGGUUUUCCCACGAUGGGACACUGGAACUCAACGAGAAAACACCGCUGAUCUACGAAUUGCAAAAGACUGACGCGGCCCCAAGACAGAGCACGCUUUUCCUGGUUUCCUGGCGGAUACUGGACGCCAUCACCGGGGCUAUCGAGAUCAUUCUCUCGACCAUAGCUGCGCCUGGGGUUUACAUUGCCCAUGGUUUCCGAGAUGACGAUGGACACUACUCGCCUGUGGUUCCUUUCCACAAGGCUCGACGGUUAAUUAGCAUUCGAGACGAUACACAUUCUAAAAAGACACCGCCACUUGCGCACAGUAACAAGGGAGAGUCCGAAAAGGCCGGUUCUAGGCGGAACGGGUCUUUGAGGAAACCUAAGAACCCGCCAUCCCGAUCGUCAAUUACUUCCUCUGCAUCCGAGUCUGAUGGUGAUACCCCGGUAUCAAACCAGUCGAAAACUGGAGGAACUCGUCAUACCAGGUCUAAAUCUCAUGAUAGCGGAGUCACCACAGACGAAAGCACUCCUCGGAGAUCUAUUCGCAUCAAACUGCACAAUGAGGAUGCGUUUAAACGGCAGAAACCGCGGUCCCAAAGUAUAGAUAUGCGGCCAGGACCAAAACCCGAUGCUUCUUCUCCCUCGACAUCGGCCGUUCUUGCGGCAGAAAGCCUCAAGUCGCCCAUCUCUUCAGCCUCUCAUCACAAGCUCACGAAAUACCCGCAUACUCAAGCUCCUCCGCGCCCUCUUAUCCCACUUCGCCAGCCUUCGUACUCGAUGGGCACCAAUCGAUAUGCCAGUAGGACGCCUCAGAAAACGCUUGUUCUCGAUUUAGAUGAAACCCUCAUUCACUCGCUGGCCAAGGGUGGCCGCAUGUCCAGUGGCCACAUGGUAGAAGUCAAGCUGGCUGCUCCUGUGGCUGCACCUGCUCCUUCGGGCGAGCCUUCAGCGACGCUGGUGCCCCAACAUCCGAUUCUUUACUACGUCCAUAAACGGCCGCACUGCGAUGAGUUCCUGCGUAAAGUGUGCAAAUGGUACAAACUAGUUAUCUUUACAGCGAGUGUCCAGGAAUACGCGGACCCGGUCAUUGACUGGCUCGAGCAAGAGCGCAAGUUUUUCCAUGCUCGCUACUACCGACAACACUGCACGCUGCGCAACGGGGCUUUUAUCAAGGACUUGACCUCGGUCGAGCCCGACUUAAGCAAAGUCAUGAUUCUGGACAAUAGUCCGGUUAGCUACAUCUUCCACGAAGAUAAUGCAAUUCCGAUAGAAGGCUGGAUCAGCGAUCCCACCGAUAGCGGGCUACUCAACAUAGUUCCGUUACUCGAAGGGCUCCAAUACGUGACGGAUGUACGCGCAUUCCUGGCGCUCAGAAGAGGUGAAUCGGAGUCGUAA